Molecule: messenger RNA, 1797 nt
Organism: Heterocephalus glaber (naked mole-rat)
Lineage: Eukaryota; Metazoa; Chordata; Mammalia; Rodentia; Bathyergidae
Gene: Ifi35
Product: interferon induced protein 35
Cellular component (GO): nucleus
Source: RefSeq, a predicted model, not a curated record
GCUUCCCCUCCCGAGGUCAGGUCAUCCCUGGCUUUCACCCAGGAUAGCCUGGGCCACUGUACUCCUCUGUAGCCAUGGCGCAGGUGGGCGAUGGCAGAGGGCAAGUGGGCAGCCCUUCGCUCGGGGUCCUGGGGCAGCCUGGCCUGCCUGACCUCACUGAUGGAGCCAGGGGUGGCCGCUGCCUGCCAGGGUUUCGGUCUCAGUGCACCUGGGGAGUCGGGGCUGCGCCAGGCCACAGGCAGCCUGCAUGCCCUGUGCUUCAUGUGACAAGUUGAACCCUGACUGAGUCCGCCUGCCCGCUACUACUCGGUGCCACGGGGCGGAGCAGGGCUCUGCACUGACUACCCCCGGGCCUGUAUUAGAGGUCUGGCCGAGUUGCCGGGGGCUGGGCUUGAGCUUGGAACCCUUGUGCCUCGGCCUCCUGAGUGCUGGAGUGCUAGGCCUGCCCCGCCCUGCUACCAAAGCUUGAUUUUCCAGUUGACACGUGAGGCAGAGCGGUGCUGGGCUCGGAGCACAGCUUCGAGCCCCUCAGCUGGGAGCCUCACCGUCCCGGGCGUGUUUCACCGUAGUUGACCGACUUCAGGUGCCUGUGUAUCCCGGGGCCCUGGGGAGGUGUUAGAGCGAAGCCGGAAGCCGAAGCCGGAAGCCGAAGCCGGGCGCUGGCGACCCGGCUGAGAGGGGCGGGAAGGCCCCGCCCAGAGGCGGGCUCAGGGCCGGUUUCACAGAAGCGAAAGUGGAAGCGCUCGGGCCGCAGGAAUCGCUGAUCUGACCUGCUGCCUCCACUCUUCCUCAUGGACCCCAAGCCAGCGUCAGGGACCCUCGACGCCGCCGUCUGUGCCCUCCUGGAGGACCAGGCCAGGCUGAAGAGGAGGCUGCAGGAGCUCCAGCAGCUGCACAAGGAGGCCAGGGACACCCCCAAACUUAAGGUCCCGUUCCCAGUGCCCGAGGUCCCGCUGGAGUUCCGGGGCCGCACUGAGCAGGGCCGGGAAGCGGCCGGGUCCUCGGUCUCCCAGCUGCGCAUCUGCUGUCCUCUCCCGGGAGGCUCUGUCCUGGUGACCUUCGAUGACCCCAAAGUGGCCGAGCAGGUGCUGCAGCGGGAGCUGCACCAGGUGAACCUGGAGGAGUGUCGCCUGCGGGUGCGCGUGCGGCCGCUGGAGCUGCCCAUGGUGACCGCCGUGCAGGUGUCCAGCGGGGCGCGCAGGGAGCGCGUGCUGGUGAGCGGGCUGCCGGUGGGGCUGGCCCUGCCCGAGGACACGCUGCUGGACAAGCUCGAGCUAUUCUUCAGCAAGGCCCGGCAUGGCGGCGGCGACGUGGACACCCGUGAGCUGCUGCAGGGCGGCGCCGCGCUGGGCUUCGCCGACGAGGGGGUGGCCCAGCGCCUGUGUCAGGUCGGCCAGUUCCAGGUGCCCCUGGGUGGGCAGCAGGUGCCCCUGAGAGUCACCCCCUACAUGAGCGGGGACAUCCAGAAGGCUGAGGUGAGCACCCUCCUCUGCCGAUUGCCCCGCUCCCCUGUCCUCCUCCCGUGCACUGUCCUGCCUCAGCCUCCCCCUGAGGCUCCAAUCCCUCCGCAGAUCCAGUGGCAGGCCGUGCCCCGCUCGGUGCUGGUACUGGGUGUCCCCGACGUCCUGGACGGCCCAGAGCUGCGAGACAUCCUGGAAGUCCACUUCCAGAAGCCCACCUGCGGCGGUGGAGAGGUGGCGGCGGUGGCCGUGGUGCCCCCUGGACAGCGGGGCCUGGCCGUGUUCACUUCGGCCUCGGGCAGGGGGCGGGAGCAGUAAACCACCCUUAUCUAUCGCA